GUCACGCGGAAGACAGUUUUUCCCUAGCUGUAGGCUUCUCUCGCUGGGCCAGAACUCCAAAUUCUCUUUCUUUUCCCGUAUUGUCCUCUCUGAUUGGUGGGCCAGAAGUUUCCAAGGUAACCGCAUCUUACAGCCGGUUAUAGGUGGGAGGGGGUAUAACCCGGAAGUGACGCUUUUACCUCGCGCCGGCGGCGAGAGAGUUCGAAGAUGGCCGCCCACAGGGGGCCGCGGCGCACGUGUGCUGCCGGGGAUCCCAUGGAGACCGAAUCCCGCGACGCAGAUUCCGAGGGCUCGGCCCAGGUCUACCUACCCGGCCGGGGUCCGCCACUGCGCGAAGGGGAGGAGCUCGUUAUGGACGAGGAGGCCUAUGUGCUGUACCACCGUGCGCAGACUGGCGCCCCCUGUCUUAGCUUUGAUAUAGUCCGAGAUCACCUGGGAGACAACAGGACCGAGCUGCCUCUUACACUUUACCUGUGUGCGGGAACCCAAGCAGAGAGCGCUCAGAGCAACAGACUGAUGAUGCUUCGGAUGCACAAUUUACAUGGGACCAAGUCCCCACCCUCAGAUGGCAGUGAUGAAGAGGAGGAGGAGGAAGAUGAAGAGGAUGAAGAAGAGCGGAAGCCUCAGCUGGAGCUGGCCAUGGUGCCCCACUAUGGAGGCAUCAACCGGGUUCGUGUGUCCUGGCUAGGCGAGGAGCCUGUCGUGGCCGUGUGGUCAGAGAAGGGCCAGGUGGAGGUUUUCACAUUGCGGAGGCUCCUGCAGGUGGUGGAUGACCCCCAGGCCCUGGCAGUCUUCCUUCGGGACGAGCAGGCCCGAGUGAAGCCCAUCUUCACCUUUGCUGGCCACAUGGGCGAAGGCUUUGCCCUGGACUGGUCCCCUCGGGUGCCAGGUCGCCUGCUAACCGGUGACUGUCAGAAGAACAUCCAUCUCUGGAUGCCUACAGACGGUGGCUCGUGGCAUGUGGACCAGCGGCCCUUUGUGGGCCACACAAGCUCUGUGGAGGACCUGCAGUGGUCCCCAACUGAGGACACGGUAUUCGCCUCCUGCUCAGCUGACGCCUCCAUUCGCAUAUGGGACAUCCGGGCAGCUCCUGGUAAGGCCUGCAUGCUCACUACGGCCACCGCCCACCAUGGGGACGUCAAUGUCAUCAGCUGGAGCCGCCGGGAGCCCUUCCUGCUUAGUGGUGGGGAUGAUGGGGUCCUCAAGGUCUGGGACCUGCGACAGUUCAAGUCUGGCUCCCCUGUGGCCACCUUCAAGCAACAUGUGGCCCCCGUGACCUCCGUCGAGUGGCACCCACAGGACAGUGGGGUCUUCGCAGCCUCGGGCGCAGACAACCAGAUCACACAGUGGGACCUGGCGGUGGAGCGGGACCCUGAGGCGGGUGAGGUGGAGGCUGACCCCGGGCUGGCGGAGCUGCCCCAGCAGCUGCUGUUUGUACACCAGGGUGAGACAGACCUGAAGGAGCUGCACUGGCACCCGCAGUGCCCUGGACUCCUGGUCAGCACCGCCCUGUCGGGCUUCACUGUCUUCCGCACCAUCAGCGUCUGAGAUGGCCUUGACUCUGCAGCUGGUGCUGACGCUGGUCCUCAGAAGGGGUGCAUUCAGGCCUGUUACCUGGACCCCCAAGAAGGGGCUUAGUUCAGCUGGGCACAGAAGCCAUGGAUUCUGUGGGCUUUGUGUUCUCUCAGAGGACUUGGUUUGACAGGUGUUCCCGUGAAACCACUUGCACCAAAGACCCUCACCUGGCAAAAGACUCAGCUGGCCACCUAUGGCCCUAAUAUCUGAUUUUUGUCAGCUUUGGUUCCUGGCUCAGCCCUUUGACCUCUGCCCGGGACCCAGAUUUGGCUGCUGCCUUUCCCAGGGACUCAGGGCUUUACCAUGACUGGACAUCAUUUCUCAGGGUUGGGUUCCUCCCAUCACCUAAGUUUGGCUGAGAUUUUCCAGUGCGUGGUUUUUUUUGUUUUGUUUGCUGAUACCGGGGAUCAAACUCAGGACCUUGUGCUUGCCAGGCAAAUGCAAUGCCACUGAGCUGCAUCCUUGGCCCUCCCGGUAUUGUUUUGGAGCAGAAGGCUAGGACUCCUGACUGACGGUAAAGAACCAGAACAAGGCCUAAAGUGUGUGAAUGUCUUGGUCCUUCCAGCCCAUCCCUGUGCAGACACCAGGGGGGGUGACUGGAAGUCGGCACCCCUGGGUCACUAGGGUCCUCGGCCUGCUGGUGCCAUUCUGUCUGCCUCACCUCAUUUUUACUUUGGAGCUCACUGUGGGUCAGUGAAAGGGUGUCUCACCUCAUGCCCCCCAACUUACUAAGGUGACCCCAUCACUGUGCCCUAAACUGUUGCUACUGUGUGUCCCCAUCUUCCAGUGGCUCCUGCCUCCCCGCCCCCCACCUGCUGU
Molecule: messenger RNA, 2394 nt
Organism: Fukomys damarensis (Damara mole-rat)
Lineage: Eukaryota; Metazoa; Chordata; Mammalia; Rodentia; Bathyergidae
Gene: Grwd1
Product: glutamate rich WD repeat containing 1
Exons: 7
Coding region: 208-1548 (446 amino acids)
Molecular function (GO): protein binding
Source: RefSeq, a predicted model, not a curated record